AAGAGGGUGUAAGAAAACCAAGCCGCCGCCGGGAUACUACACUACCCAGCUCCUCUCCAGUCUCAACCCAGCCCGCCUCUCGAACUUCCAGAACCGUCCUCUCGCUGCCUGCGGCUGCUAUCUCUGUCAUCUAGAGGAGAGUGUAAGGGCACUAGAUAGAGAGUGAUGGCUUCUCCUGAUCCAUCGGCGGCAGAUGCCGGCACCGGGGGCGAGUCGACGAGCCAGGCGGCGGCCGUGGAACCGAUCCGGAUGCCGACGGUGGAGGAGAUCAAGGGGCAGGACAUCUGGAACAACUGCGCCGUUCGCAGCGUCGUCAGUGGCGUCAUGGGAGGCGGUCUUGGUGUGCUUAUGGGACUAUUCUUUGGAGCUUUGGAAAAUCCGAUAAUGGCAGAGCAAAUGACAGCAAGGCAACAAAUAGUAUACACAGCAAAGCAGAUGGGUAGUAGAAGUAUAAGUAAUGCCAAAACCUUUGCAGUCAUGGGUCUGAUUUUCUCAGCAGCUGAAUGUACCAUAGAGAAGGUUCGGGCAAAGCAUGACACUACCAAUACAGCGGUAGCUGGCUGUGUCACUGGAGGAGCUUUAGCUGUAAAAGGUGGCCCUAAAGCUACAUGCUUUGGAUGUGUGGGGUUUGCUGCGUUCUCAGUGGCAAUUGAAAAGUUCUUUGAUCGGCAUACUUGAAAUGGGUGUUGUGAAUUUGAACGCUUUUUGGCCAUGUUCGUUUGAUCCCAAAACCAUAGGGAUUGAGGUGGACUGGAAGAGAUUGAAGAGGAUUUUGACUUGUAGGGGAUUUGAUCCCCUCAAUCCCUAUGGAUCAGCACAAAACGAACAGAGCCUUAGCUGAGCAUGAGCAGCGUUGGCAGGAGAACCUGAUUGUUUGCAACAUCCAGUCAUCUACAACUCAUUAAGGACUGUAACCUAAUUUUUUUUUACUUAUUCCCAGUUUCUUGCCUGGAUUCGUAAUUACUGAACUACCGGAACGCCUAAGAGAUCUACCCUGAUCAAUAUCGAUGCACGAUGACAUUGAC
Molecule: messenger RNA, 1025 nt
Organism: Zea mays
Lineage: Eukaryota; Viridiplantae; Streptophyta; Magnoliopsida; Poales; Poaceae
Product: mitochondrial import inner membrane translocase subunit tim22
Biological process (GO): protein insertion into mitochondrial inner membrane
Cellular component (GO): TIM22 mitochondrial import inner membrane insertion complex
Molecular function (GO): transmembrane protein transporter activity
Source: RefSeq, marked provisional